Dunckerocampus dactyliophorus (ringed pipefish) is the source of this 3159-nucleotide messenger RNA. RefSeq names its product plastin-3-like. NCBI's taxonomy places the organism in Eukaryota, Metazoa, Chordata, Actinopteri, Syngnathiformes, Syngnathidae. Gene Ontology annotation, biological process: actin filament bundle assembly; actin filament network formation. Gene Ontology annotation, molecular function: actin filament binding; calcium ion binding. The coding region runs from base 157 to 2298 and encodes 713 amino acids. The transcript has 17 exons. Gene Ontology annotation, cellular component: actin filament; actin filament bundle; cytoplasm. The record is from RefSeq and is a predicted model, not a curated record.
AGAGUACAGUAUACAGAGAACUUAAAAGAGAUGUUCUAAAGGGGAUAUUAUAAAGGCAGAGCAAAUAGGUCAGAACUGCAUUCGAGGUCCUGUUCGCGGUCCUGUGUGGUCGUGUUGAAGAGCACUUGAUAAAGUUAUCCACGCGCAACGGAAAGCAUGUCUACGGAGAAAGGGCAGAAAAACUUAUGGCCACAGCAUCCUCCAUUCAACAGUCCAAUGGCAGGCGGCGACGCCACGUCAGGGCGGACCCAGCAGUCCGACUCCAGACUACUUUUGACUCGACGUGGUGGAGGCAAUUCGGAGAGCUGGACGCUGUCUGGAAUUUCAGGCGCACCGAGAGUGAGUAGCCUACCAGUUUCCUGUCAACUUCUUCACCAUCCAGAGUCCCCACCUUCUCUGACUGACCAUCCUCAGGUCAAUCACAGAAACAUGUCUGGAAAGGUACCAAAAGAGGAACUGGAGGAAAUGCGAGAGACGUUUGGGAAAAUUGAUCUGGACCACGACGGCUAUAUCAAAGAUUACGAGCUCAAUGAACUCCUUAAAGAGGCCGGCUAUCCUCAGCCGGGCUACAUGGUCCGAGAGAUUAUCCAUAAACUUGAUCGCAACAGGGAUUGUCAGAUCAGCUUCGAAGAGUUCUUGUCGAUUGUCCAGGAGCUGAAAGGCAGUGAAAUUGCAAAAACCUUUCGCAAGGCCAUUAACAGAAAAGAAGGCAUCACUGCCAUCGGAGGAACGUCAGAGUUGUCAAGUGAGGGAACACAGCACUCCUUCUCUGAGGAGGAGCGCUUUGCUUUCGCAAAGUGGAUCAACACCGCUCUGGAAAAAGAUGCCGACUGCCAACAUGUCCUGCCCAUGGAUCCCUCCACGGAUUCUCUGUUCACGUCUGUAGCAGACGGUAUCUUACUCUGCAAAAUGAUCAACCAGUCUGUGCCAGACACCAUUGAUGAGAGAACCAUAAACAAGAAGAAGCUGACACCGUUCACAAUACAGGAGAAUCUCAACUUGGCGCUGAACUCCGCUUCAGCCAUCGGCUGCCACGUUGUGAACAUUGGCGCUUUAGAUCUGAGAGCCGGCAAGCCCCAUCUGGUGCUGGGUCUAUUGUGGCAGAUCAUCAAGAUCGGAUUGUUUGCCGACAUCGAGCUCAGCAGAAAUGAAGCACUGGCAGCACUGCUGAGGGACGGUGAAACCUUGGAGGACUUGAUGAAGUUGUCUCCAGAAGAGCUGUUGCUGCGCUGGGCUAACUUCCACCUGGAGAAUGCCGGCUGGCAAAAGAUCAACAACUUCAACUCUGACAUCAAGGACUCAAAGGCCUACUUCCACCUCCUGAACCAGAUUGCACCAAAAGGCACUGAGGAAGACCAGCCCUACAUAGAUGUCAACAUGUCGGGUUUCAACGAGAGGGACGACUUGAGGAGGGCAGAAGCCAUGCUGCAGCAGGCCGACAAGCUCGGCUGCCGACAGUUUGUUACCCCGGCCGACGUCGUUAGCGGGAAUCCCAAACUCAAUCUGGCCUUUGUGGCCAAUCUGUUCAACAAAUAUCCUGCUCUGACCAAGCCUGAAAACACGGACAUUGACUGGAACAUGCUGGAAGAUGAAACACGAGAGGAACGGACAUUCCGAAACUGGAUGAACUCCCUGGGCGUCAACCCACAUGUCAAUCAUUUGUACUUAGACCUACAGGAUGCCUUGGUCAUCCUGCAGCUCUACGAGAAGAUUAGAGUGUACGUUGACUGGAACAACAAAGUCAACAGGCCGCCCUACCCCAAACUGGGGACCAACAUGAAGAAGUUGGAGAACUGCAACUACGCUGUGGAACUUGGCAAAGGGGCCAAGUUCUCCCUGGUCGGCAUCGGCGGGCAAGACUUGAAUGACGGCAACUCGACGCUGACCCUGGCACUGGUGUGGCAACUAAUGAGAAGGUACACGUUGAAUGUACUGGAGGGGCUGGGCGAAGGCCAGAAGGUAAAUGACGAUGUCAUCGUCAAGUGGGUCAACAAAAAAUUAUCAGAAGCUGGAAAGAGGACCAAGAUUUCAAGUUUUAAGGACAGAGAGAUCAGCAGCAGCUUGGCUGUGCUCGAGCUGAUUGACGCCAUCCAGCCUGGCAGCAUCAACAACGAGCUGAUUAAGACGGGCCACCUCUCUGAAGAGGACAAGCUGGAGAAUGCCAAAUAUGCCAUCUCCAUGGCGAGGAAAAUCGGAGCGCGUGUCUAUGCCCUCCCUGAGGACCUAGUGGAGGUCAAACCCAAAAUGGUGAUGACUGUGUUUGCGUGCCUGAUGGGUCGAGGGAUGAACCGAGUCUAAAGAGACUGGCUGUGGUCAUUGUGACACUUUAUGCCCCCCACAAGCCAUCAGCUUUUUGAAACAUCUCCCCCAUCCCCUCCCAACUCUCUGAAGGAAUGUUUUUUGGGUUUUUUUGAAAGAAAAUUGGAAUGAAAAGUGGUUAAAUUGAAUGUCUCUGCCUUUUUGGAUGAGCAGAGGUGCUUUUUGAAGGAAGAUGUGCUGUUCUGUUAUUUAAAUAUGACACAUUGAUAAAUUUCAAAUGGACCUUGUGUAACGACCGUGGACAACUUUCAAUAUUGCAGUACUCUUGAUAUAUGUAUUAUACGUUUUUCUUAAAGCAUCUAUGCAUAUUCCAGCUGAAAGGUUUACAUGUAUUUUUGCUGCCACCAAGAUGAGUAAAUGAUUGAUUUCUCAAUACAGUACUUGGAAUCCAAUCAGAACUGCAAGUGACAUGAGUUUUUGGUGGCGCACGCAUCAAACAGACCCGUCAUCGACAUAUCAGUAGUAACAGAAGCCAUUCAGGUCCAUCUGUAGUGAUGAGCACUCUGUAUAUGCUGUGUAUUUUUCUACUUUUGCGUGUUUUGUGGGACCAAUACAUGAGGUAAUAAUUCUAGUCAGAGCUGGGCUUCUGUUCUUAUUACUGUUAUAUUUUGUUAUUUGAAAUAAGGAGCAGGCUGACUGGACUUUCUGCUGUGCCUUCCUGUCUUAAAGACGACUUGUAGUACCAGAAAUUUUUUUUAGCUUUUGCCUUCUUUUGCAUUCAUUCAACCUUACCAAAUAUAAACCGCUACUACUAUGACAACAGCCAAAUUGUAUUUGGCCUUGUGGCCUUGUCUACUCCAAAGUGCUUCACUUGUAUCAAUAAAUGUCUUUGAAAAUUGU